Silurus meridionalis is the source of this 6732-nucleotide messenger RNA. It is a transcript of the gene pcdh15a, whose product is annotated as protocadherin-related 15a. Gene Ontology annotation, biological process: sensory perception of sound; inner ear development; homophilic cell-cell adhesion. The record is from RefSeq and is a predicted model, not a curated record. NCBI's taxonomy places the organism in Eukaryota, Metazoa, Chordata, Actinopteri, Siluriformes, Siluridae. Gene Ontology annotation, cellular component: plasma membrane; stereocilium; catenin complex. The coding region runs from base 286 to 5514 and encodes 1742 amino acids. The transcript has 39 exons. Gene Ontology annotation, molecular function: cadherin binding; calcium ion binding.
AGAGAGAGAGAGAGAGACGCAUGGUGGUAGAUUUAAUCUUCAGCACGGCUCUCACUCUGGGUAACUUUCUGAAGCUGGAUCGUUCAUCUGCUUUGGCUGUAAGUGUAGGAUCGCAUCGCUGUAUGAUCCAAUGCCGGAGCUGAAGGAAACCCAUCUAUCCAUCCUGCACUGGAGCGCGUAACCGUUUGCGGAAUGCGUGAAUCCUCCAGUACUUUUUUUAUUUUCCACAGAUAUCUGCGUGCUUUUCCAGCCAGCAUGGUUGACAGCAGACAGCUGUGAGUAAAAAUGAGGAGGGUCUUGUGGCUAGUGAGGUGGUUUGGGAUUGGGAUUGUCCUGCUUAAGCCCAUCCCUCACAUCAUGGCUCAGGGUACAGAAGACUGGCAUUAUGAUGAGUGUAAGUUAUAUCGAGCUGGACCUCCUGCCACCAUCGUCACCAUUGAUGAAGAGAGUCCAAAUGGUACAGUUCUGGUGGAGACUAUGCAGAUUAAUGGUCGAGCACAGGACCCAGGCCAGACCAUAUCUCUUACUUUACUGGGGAACUAUGACUACUGGGUUAUACUGGACCCUAUCCUUCAGAGACUCUACCUCAACAGUACUGGAAGAAUACUGGACCGAGAUCCUCCAAGAUCCAUCACUACUAUAGUGGUUCAGGUUCAGUGCACUAAUGAGCUGGUGGGCACAAUUAUUCUGCAUGAGGUGCGCAUUUUGGUACGCGACAGGAACGACAACGUACCGCAGUUUCAACAGCCUCGCUAUUACAUAGCAGUCAAUGAGCUCACUCCUGUUGGCACCACCAUCUUCACUGGUUUCUCAGGAAACAACGGAGCCACUGACAUUGAUGAUGGACCAAAUGGCCAAAUUGAAUACGGCAUCCAGUACAAUCCGAAUGACCCGAUGUCAAACAGGACUGUACAGGUGGCCAGCACAUUGUCUGGUAACAUUGUUCUUGCUGAGAGAUUAAACUAUGAAGAAAGAACACGCUACCUAAUCAUAGUCCAGGCUAAUGAUCGUGCUCCAUUUCCAUCCAGCCGGCACACUGCUACUACAACGCUGACGCUAGAUGUUCUAGACGGAGAUGACCUGGGUCCCAUGUUCCUGCCCUGCGUUCUGGUCAAUAACACACGAGACUGCAGCCCUGUCACAUACCAUGCCGUCAUUCCUGAACUCAUAGACCCGAGUAAACUGAAUCCCCUAAACGUGUCACCACCUAUCCGAGCAGUGGAUCAGGACAGGAAUAUUCAGCCUCCAUCAGACCGACCCGGCAUUCUCUACUUUAUACUGGUUGGACAGCCAGCGGUCUACCCAGAGUUCUUUUCUUUGAACAAGACCACAGCCGAGCUCCGCCUUCUAAAGCCAGUUAGGAGAGACCUCUACCAAAGUUUCAAUCUUGUCAUCAAGGCCGAGCAGGAUAACGGCCACCCUUUGCCUGCGUUCGCCGACUUGCAGAUUGAGGUGUUAGACGAAAACAACCAGGCACCGUACUUCCAGCAGCCAUCCUACCAAGGCUUCAUCAGUGAGUCGGCCCCUGUGGGUGGCACCGUGGCAGGCAGAGCCAACCUCACAGCACCGCUGGCCAUCAUUGCCCUUGAUAAUGACAUAGAGGAGAGUAAAGACCCACAGGUGAAGAUCACAAUGAGUGACUACAACACCGUUUUCUCCAUCACCUCUACAGGAAUCACACGUUACCUCUUGCUGCUCAGACCUGUGGACAGAGAGAUACAGACGAACUACACCUUCACAAUGGUGGCCUCUGACGGUGUACAGCAGAGUGCGCCUGUAAUGGUGAACAUCCUGGUUAUUGAUGCUAAUGACAACACACCCACAUUCUCUCAGGUCUCCUACAACAUAGAGGUGUUCACUAACAUGCAGCCUGGAGAGACUGUAAUACAGCUAACUGCUCAGGAUACUGAUGAGGGUCUGAACGGUUUGGUGACCUACACAAUCUUGGUAGGAGAUCAGGGACAUUUUGUCAUCAGUAACCGUACAGGUCGAAUCACCAUAGCUCCAGGAGUGAGUCUGAGCGUGGGCCGAUCCUACGCUCUAACUGUCAGAGCAGCUGAUAACGCACCUGAGGCUGAGAGGAGGAGUUCCAUAACUACGGUUUAUAUUGAGGUUCUACCCCCUAACAACCAGAGUCCUCCACGCUUUCCUCUGACAACCUACAACCUAGAGAUCAGUGAAGCCAUGCGAAUAGGAGCCAUCCUCCUUAAUCUGCAGGCGAUAGACCGUGAACUUGAUCCAAUUACGUACCGUAUUCUGAGUGGCGAUCCGCAGCAGACGUUCAAUCUUUCUCAAACUAUAGGCCUACUAAUCUUAGCCAAGGCAUUGGACAGAGAGACCACUGAUCAAUACCGGCUCAUUGUAACGGCCUCUGAUGGACAUCCUGGAGGGACGUCCACUGCUACUGUCAGCAUUGUGGUCACGGACGUCAAUGACAAUGACCCAACUUUUGACCUCAGUUUGCCUAGGAAUCUGACUGUACAAGAGGAGAGGGCUAAUUUGACUGUGGGUCAAGUUCGAGCCACAGAUCCAGAUGCUGGGCCGAAUGGUCAGGUGCACUAUCGGCUCCUCACCCACGCAUCUCUCUUCAGCAUUAAUGCCAAUGGCAGCAUAUUCACCGCUGUGCCUCUGGACCGGGAAGUUCAGAGUCAGUAUGAGGUGGUGGUGGAGGCCUUGGACGGAGCAGUAGACCCUCGGCGCACAUCCCUCACUUUGCUGGUGCAAAUGUUAGACAUCAACGAUAACAGCCCUGUCUUCUCGCAGCCAUUUUACCAUGUCAACGUACCAGAGAACACUCCGGCCAGAACCGUCAUCCUGCACCUUAAUGCUACAGAUGAAGAUCUGAUCUCUAAUAUAACAUAUAGGAUAAGGACAGAGGAAGCACGGCAGCUUUUUGCAGUGGACAGGGUCACUGGAGCUCUGUCAGUGCUGCAGUCUUUGGACUUUGAGGCUCUGGGUCAAAAUGGUGCUAACUACACAUUCCAGGUAGAGGCGCUGGAUUAUGAAGGUGUCCUGCCCCCCGGAAUAGCUACAGUUACAGUAAGAAUUACGGAUGUGAAUGAUUUUACACCGGUCUUCGUUCGGCCUUUUUAUAAAGGCAUGGUGGCUCCUAAUGCUGAGAAGGGAACGUUGAUCACAACUGUACUUGCAACUGAUCAAGACCCUCCUGGGACACCAGCAAGCAGGGUGCGGUACAGAGUGGACCAGGAACAGUCUCCCUACAGCGGCAGCAUCUUUGAUGUAGAGGAUACCUCAGGCAGAGUCAUCACUAAAGUGAACUUGAACGAGGAACCAAGUACUACUUUUCGACUGAUAGUGACUGCUUUUGAUGAGGGUGAUCCAGUGAAAAUGAAUACAACGCUAGUGGAAAUCACCGUCCUGCAGCCCUCCAGAAUACCCAUUUUCACAGAGGAGGAGUACUGGUUCAGCCCGGUGAGUGAGAACGCUCCGAUCGGCAGGGCUGUAGGAAUGGUUCUUGCGGCGGCUGCAAACACCACCGUGUUCUACUCCAUUGUGGGGGGCAAUGAGGGGGGUGAGUUUCGAGUGGAUAACCGCACUGGAAUGAUUUACACGGCGAAGCUACUCGACUACGAGACGCGCACCAGCUAUGAGCUCCGUCUGCAGGCUGACUCUCUGGCCCUUGUUCUGGCCAACCUGCGUGUGCCUUCCAAAACGAACACAGCCAGGGUGUUUAUCAACGUGCAGGAUGAGAACGAUCAUCCUCCAGUGUUUACAGAGUCCCUGUACAUUGGCGGAGUAACUGAAGACACUAAGACCUUUACGUCGGUUCUGAAGGUUAUUGCUACAGAUAUAGACACUGGGAACUACAGUAAGAUGACUUACAGGCUAAUCAUCCCCCCAACUCCUGAGGGUCAGGACAGCUUUGUCAUCGAGCAAUACACCGGCAUCAUCAAAAGUGCCAUCAUGUAUCGAAACAUGCGGCGUUCUUACUUCAAAUUCGAGGUCAUUGCCACUGAUGAUUAUGGGAAAGGUCUGAGCAGCAGUGCUGAGGUGGUGGUGUCAGUGGUGAAUGCGUUGGACAUGCAGGUAGUUGUGUCCAAUGUGCCGCCUACAGUAGUGGAAGAGAACAAAGAGCAACUUGUCAGAAUUCUCGAGCGUUAUGUGCAGGACCAAAUCCCUGGAGCUAAAGUGAUAGUGGAAUCCAUCGGACCACGGCGGCAUGGGGAAGGAUAUUCAUUAGAGGACUACAGCAAAUCAGACCUGCAGGUGUACGCGAUCGACCCUCUCACAAACAGGGCUAUAUCUCGACAAGAGCUUUUCAAGUUUCUGGAUGGUAAGAUUCUGGACAUUAAUAAAGAGUUUCAGCCAUACCUGGGUGAAGGCGGGAGGAUUUUGGAAAUCCGCUCUCCAGACAUUGUGGCCACUGUGAAGAAAGCUGCUCAGGCUGUGGGCUACACAGAGGGUGCACUACUCGCCCUUGCCAUCAUCAUCAUCCUCUGCUGCAUCCCUGCCAUUCUCAUCAUCAUGGUCACAUACAAACAAUUCAAAGAGAAACAGGCAGAGUGUGCCAAAACCGCCCGUAUCCAGAAGUCACUUGCUGCUACAAAAUCAGCUGCUGGUCCAGUUCCUGUUUCAGCUUCAGCUUCAGCUCCAUCUAAUCUCUAUGAGGAACUCGGAGAUGGCAAAAUGCGUGGAUAUGGCAGAGAGCAACAACAGCUGCUGAGGCCGUCUUUGCUUAGGCCAGAGGUAGAGUCCAUAUGUUCCUCCGGCACUGCACUCUCUAUGGAAUCGGGUAUUGACCCUGGGCAAGACUACUAUACACAAGACUAUUACAGCUAUGAUCAAGGGUAUGAUCCGUAUGCUCCUUAUGGCAGCCGCAGGAGGUUGAUAUCUCCCAUGUACGAUGAGUACGGAGAAGCCAUAAUGGACGAUGAUGGCUACUACUACAGUGCAUAUGGCCAAGAGGCUCUCAGAAAGAAGCAGAUGAAGUUAAAUGUGGAGAAAGAGGGCGAGUCAACCACUACUGGAGAGGACAGUGGCCCAGACAUCCAGAGGAACCGGCUGCCUAAUGUUAACUGUCAAAGUAAUGUAAAUGGUAUGGUGUACCUGGCACAGAAUGGUACGAUCAUAAGAACCCGACGGCCACCUUACCCCAAUAACAUAAAACAAUUUUCACCCGGGCGACUAGGAAAACACUUCAAGAAACUGGAAAAGUUAGGAGUCACAGAGGAGGAACAUUUGCCUUUAAAUAGCACAGUGGAUAACGGACCUACUAUAGGAACCACUGGCACACUUUCAUCUACUACUAACAGCAUCCUUGACACCAGGCCCAUAACCUGGUCCAUAGGGUCUAGUAUGGGGCCAAAGUCCGACCACAUUAAAACGCAUUUGGACCAUGAGCAGGGGAGCUGUCAGCAGGAACAGGAGUCUAGGGUGGACAAUGAGGUGGUCAAAGAGACCUUGGAGUCUCCAAGUGACCACACACUGUCAGAAGAGGAGGAGUUGUGGAUGGGCCCCUGGAACAAUCUUCAUAUACCAAUGACAAAACUCUGAUGUCUCUGAUUUUAUUUCUUAUACAUAUAUAAAAUGAGUAUGUGUGUAGACAAUGUUUUUGGACACUUGACCAAGGUUCUACAUUCUCCAUUCUCCAUUUGAUCUCUAUUUGCACUCAUAAUAUUCUCCACUUUUCUGGGAAGAUGUAUCACUAGAUUUUGGAGUGUGCUUGUGUAAAUUCGUGUUUAUUCGGCAACAAGGGCAUUAGUACAGUCAGGUUAUGAUGUAUGGUAAAGAGGCCUGGGGUGCAGUCAGCAUUCCAGUUUAUCCCAAAGGUGUUCAGUAGGGUUGAAGUCAGAGCUCUAAGGCAGGCCACUGAAGGGCUUCCACUCAAACUCAUGUAAAACUCUAUAGAGAUUAUUUUGUAUUUUAAUAAUUUUGUACACAGGGUGCAUUGUCAUGCUGGAACAGGAUUGGGUCUUCUAGUUUAAGUAAAGGGAAUGUUUCAUGCUUCUGCAGCAAAAGCCUUCCUAUACAUAUAUUGUGGAAACAGUUUGGGAAGGAACCACACAUGGCUGGAAAAGUCAGGUGUCCAAAUAAUUUUGUCCAUAUAGUCAAUAUGUGUGUGUGUGUGUGUGUGUGUGUGUGUGUGUGUGUGUGUGUGUGUGUGAAUGAGACUAUGAUUGUAUUGAAUUACAUCUGAUAUGUUCGUGGUCUUAGGUAAAUGGUUGUUUUGGCAGAGAGAACAGUUACUCCUAAUUCGGAAACAUUGUUUAAAAGCUGUCCGAGUGGAAAAAUAAAGAAUUAUUAUAUUUAUUAUAUUCUUUUUAAAAACACAACGAUUGUUUUAAGAACAUGUAGCCAAUUAAAGAUGUUUUUCAGGUGGUGUUUUUUACGUGUGAUUAAAAAGUUUAUACAAUUUUUAUGGUCAGAUAGAUAACUCUUUGUUUAAAACAUUUUCGAAGUUCCCUAAAAAAUAAUAAGAAAAAAUUUGAAAAGUGCAAAUUAGCUUCCUAAAGAUGUGAAUGGGUAUUGUUUUGAGAGUUUUAGUUUUAAAUUUCAUUUUAGAAUACAAAUGGCUGUGAUAGCCUAAUAUUUUGAAGAAUAAAAGAGAGAAAAAGAGAACAUAUAUGAAAUACAUGUAUUUUCAUAACCUAAUUUAUGUAUAUUUUAGUGCGUUUGGAUUAUAUAUGAAAAUGAAUUAAAACAUUUUUGUCUUAUAUUCAUUUAUUGUUUUCUUAUAAAAUGAGCAAAUAUUUGUAUCAUUGAUAUUUAUAU